This is a messenger RNA of Corticium candelabrum, 1352 nucleotides long. RefSeq lists its product as uncharacterized. Lineage: Eukaryota; Metazoa; Porifera; Homoscleromorpha; Homosclerophorida; Plakinidae. Bases 108 to 1148 code for a protein of 346 amino acids. The transcript is spliced from 7 exons. The record is from RefSeq and is a predicted model, not a curated record.
AGAGGAUUAGUAAGUUUCCUAGUGUUGCUGCGUGAACCUCACUGUCUUUUUCAAUGCCCCAGGAAUACUAUUUGAUUAGCAUUAAUUGAUAUCGAUGAAGCACGUGCAUGGCGGCUGCUGAUGAAGAAACUACUUUAUGCGUACUUUGUGCGGAUGAAGGUCCGGAUGGCUACCCGGAAAAGGUUAUUGCAGCGUUAGAGAAGAAGGACGUCUCGUGUUUGCGUCUUCCCAAAGUCGCGAGGAAACUUCCUAACCAUCAAUACGAGCUGAGCUUUGAACCAUGGCGAGAAGAGAUGACAGCAUGUGUCAAACGAUGCGUGUGCCUCGUGUGGAUUGUUACCACGGAAUUCUUGAAGUUAUGGAAUGAAAACAUGUUAUCAAAUGGACAAUUUUCUUUUCAAAGCAGUGUAAGGGAUGUGCUCAAUGCCUUUCACGCGAAAUACCGACAGGAUGACGUCAUUUCUGAAAAUCGAGUUUUUCCUAUUCGUGAUGGUGUCAACCCCACAGACAUACGGGAGAUCUGUAGUGUGUUUGGAGCAGCAAUGUCAGUGGACUCAAAAACGAUGUCUGUUGACAGGAUUGCCGACACUAUAAAGGCUAAAGCAAGUGGUAUUCAGCAGAAAAUUAAUCAGAAAUUUACAGCAACUGAUGAACAGUGUGCAAUAGAGGCUGCACAUGAAGAAGUUUCUGCUGCUAUUGAUGCUGAUGCUGAUGUUGUAGCCCACAAAAGUACAGUGUUGAGACCUGGUCAAUCUGCAGCUUUAGUUGUACCAAGUGUGUUUUCUUCUGGACAAUCAAGACUUGCCACAGGGAACAUCAUUGAUAGUUCACAGGAUGAUGAAGAUAGAGAAGGACAGAGACAAACAAAUUGGGAUGAUGAUGGCAGUGAUCAGAGGAUGGCUUACUUUGUCAGAGAGCCCAGUAGAAAUGCUUUACAGUUGAUAGAAACUCAAGUAGAGAAAUGCCAAGAGACUCCAGUAGAGCCAGUGCAAGAUACUUUUAUCAAGGAGACAAAAAAUCCUUCUAAGGCAAUAAGUGAAUUGCGUGAGGUGGCAAGUGUUGUGACUAAGUCUCUCACCUCUUCUACGUCGUCUAUUAAAAAGAUUUUGCCACCAACUGCUGCUAUUGGAGAUAAAGUUACCGUGUAGAUUUUAAGAAUUUUGUGGCUGUUACUGAACAAGUUACUUAACUAAAGAAAUGUUGAUUUGCCAUUUGCUGUAUCCUGUUUGUACGCAGUUUUAGUACUCUGUUGUAUAUGUGUGGUGGUAGUAGUUGUUGUAGUAGUAGCGAUCGUAGCUUGAUUUGAAUUAGCUAACUUGUUACAUUAUAUACAGAGUUUCUUUCACUAACAA